CUUAUUACUUAAAAGCGGCCGUAGAUCGCGACCCCAGGGAAGAGCGUUGUGUAGGACACAAUAUUGCAGUCAAAAUUACACAGCUACUACAGCGGCGCUGCAUCGUCCCAUCAUCACUCAACCUCACCGAAUCGCUAUCUAACACAAGAGCCGGAAGGUGGGUGGUGGGUUGGUGGGUGUAUUGUGGAUGGAUGAAAAACGCACGAAUAUGAGCUGUCUCGUGCAUGCCAAACCCGGAAAAAAUUAUGAGUUGCGAUAUCGCCCUCCCCGUGUGCCACACCACAUAAACUCUUAAGAAAUAUGGUUAAAAUGCCUUCAAGAAGGAGGGAGGGCAUGUUUUUGUGCCUUGAAACUCGUUGUAGUCGUGCUCUCUCUUCUUUCGCAAUCUUACCCUGUGCUAUUUUCCUAUCUUUGCUGGCACACGAAGGAAAAGGGCAGACAAAAAAAGAGUCGGGCUAAAGAAGCAUGUGGGACGCCAUCAGAGAGUCCAGCAUCGGACAAAUCAUCCGACUUGUCUUUCGGCGCCCAGACCUGUUCCCCUAUCCCGAGGAACUUGCGUCUUUCCAGCUCCCGGCUGGUUUAAGCCUGACUUCUAGUGUUCUACUCGACCGCAAACUCGAAGAUGAGCUGAAGAAGCAGGAGGCUUGCGUCGAGCAGUCUUCGUUCUUUCCUACGGAGACAACGGCGACGCCUGCAUCAGAGAAAGACCUUGAGGCGGGAGUAACCUGGGAUAACGGGUUACCUAGCCCGGAUACCAUAACGCCUGACUACAAUGGCAUAACAUCAACCCAAACCACAACAACACCUACCUCCACACCCACGCCCCCAGAAGGCGGGAAGCGCGACCCCGUGGUCGUAGACUGGUACGAUGCCUCUGACCCCUCAAACCCACGGAACUGGACCUUCGCCAAGAAAGUCUGGAUCACAACACAAAUGGGACUAUACACAUUCGCCGUAUAUAUCGGCUCAUCUCUAUACGCGCCAAGCGAAGAGCAAAUCAUGGUAGCCUUCGACAUGGGCUACGAAGCCGCGGCGCUAGGAAUCGCGUUAUAUGUAGCGGGCUACGGGCUCGGGCCUUUGCUUUGGUCGCCGUUAUCCGAGAUCCCGGCGGUAGGACGCACGGCGAUUUAUAUCGUCACGUUUUUCGUUUUCACGUGGUUGGCGCUGGGCGCUUCGGUCGUGGAUAAUUUUGGAGGGUUGAUGACGUUGCGGUUUUUACUGGGUUUCUUUGGAUCCCCGUGUCUGGCGACUGCGGGCGCGACGUUGGAUGAUAUGUUUGCGCCGUGGAAAUUACCGUAUGUGUUGACGGUUUGGUCGUCGUCGGCCACUUUGGCUCCUGCGUUAGGUCCUAUAGUGGCUGGGUUCGCUGUUUCGGAGAUGGGCUGGCGGUGGAGUGGAUGGGAGUUAUUCUGGUUGUCGGCGCCGGUGUGGCUUAUCAUGUUCGCAUCAUUGCCGGAGACUAACCCGGACACAAUCCUACAUCGACGGGCAGCGCGACUGCGCGCAUCCACAGGGCGAACUGAAUUAACCUGUGAAGAAGAUCUCAAGCGCGCGCAUAUGACUAGCACGCGACAGAUCGUAGUCGACGCCCUGAUCAAGCCUUGGCAGAUCAACGCAUUGGACCCUGCCGUAUUGUACACCACUGUAUACGCAUCUGUUUUAUAUGCAACUUACUAUUCUUUUUUCGAAGCCUUCCCACUUGUAUUUACUGACAUGCACGGCUUCAACCUCGGGGAAUCUGCGCUUCCAUUCCUGGCUUUUCUACCGGGCCUCGUGAUCGCCGUGACAGGCUACAUCAUUUGGUUCCGUCUGAAGGCCGAGCCCAUGAUGCGCAGGAAUCCUCCGCCCUUAUACGGAUAUCCCGAGAGCAGACUACUCCCGGCUGUUAUGACGACGCUCCUGGCACCAAUUGGGUUAUUUAUGUUCGCAUGGACCGCACGCCCCGACAUCCACUGGAUCGUGCCAAUCAUCGGGUUAAUGAUAAUGUUCAUCUGCGUCGUCAUCGCCUUCCAAUGCAUGAAUUUCUACAUCGCGCGGUGCUACCCGAAAUACUCCGCCUCCCUCUUCGCGGCCAACACCUUCGCGCGGAGUAUUUUCGCCGCCGGUUCCAUUCUCUUUUCACGCCCUAUGUACGAGUCCCUCGGUGUCGGUGGUGGUGUUAGUUUAUUAGGUGGUUUAUCUGUGCUUUGCGCUUUCGGAAUGGCUUUUCUGUAUCGCUACGGGGCUGGGCUGAGGACUAGGAGUAGAUUUGCGCAAUCGUCUUGA
Messenger RNA from Hypoxylon trugodes, 2265 nucleotides. RefSeq names its product MFS general substrate transporter. NCBI's taxonomy places the organism in Eukaryota, Fungi, Ascomycota, Sordariomycetes, Xylariales, Hypoxylaceae. Gene Ontology annotation, molecular function: fluconazole transmembrane transporter activity. The record is from RefSeq and is a predicted model, not a curated record. The transcript has 2 exons. Bases 466 to 2265 code for a protein of 599 amino acids. Gene Ontology annotation, biological process: xenobiotic detoxification by transmembrane export across the plasma membrane.